This is a messenger RNA of Lathyrus sativus (Indian pea), 2802 nucleotides long. Lineage: Eukaryota; Viridiplantae; Streptophyta; Magnoliopsida; Fabales; Fabaceae. The record is from the annotation of a GenBank genome assembly.
AUGGUAAAGGGAGGGAAGGUUAGUAGCAAAGGUAGUUUCAGGAAAAGGGUUAGGUCAAAGGGGGGUGGUUCCGAUGAUUCCGAUGAGGAUUAUGUGGUUUCGGAUGAUGCCGGGAAUGUGUCUGAUUGUCCUGAGGAUGAUUGUUUUUCUUUAGAUGGAUGUGCGCCUGAGGAUAGUUUUGAUGGUUUUAUAGAAGAUGAGGAUGCCGAAGUGGAGAUUCGACGGGUGACGAAAUUUAAUAGAUCGAGGGCUAAAACGGGUGUAAGGCGUCAGGGGAAGAAUGUAAGUAAAACCGCGCGGAAGAGACAGAGGAUUACGUAUGCAGAAGAAAUAGAUGAGGAAGAAGAAGAAGAAGAAGAAGAUGAAGAAGUAGAAGAAGAAGAUGAUGAUGAUUAUAAUGAAGAAGAGGAGGAAGAAGAAGAUGAAGAAAAAGAAGUGGAAGAGGUAGAAGAAGAAGAAAAAGAAGAACUGGAAGAGGUAGAAGAAGAAGAAAAAGAACUGGAUGAGGUAGAAGAAGUGGAAGAGGUAGAGGUAGAUGGAAAUGACGAGGAUGAGGAUUUCAAUUAUGAUGAUGAUGAAUUUAUACCGGAGGAAGAAGAUUACACGGAUGAAGAGGAAGAAGAAAUAAGGGGGAGGAAGGAGAAAAAGGAGGAUUUUAGUUAUGAAGAUGAAGAAUUUAUACCGAUGGAAGAAGAAAGAAAGGGAAGGAAGAAGAAAAAGGAGGAUUUCAAUUAUGAAGAUGAAGAAUUUAUACCGACGGAAGAAGAUUACACGGAUGAGGAGGAAGAAGAAACAAGGGGUAUAACGAAGAAAAACAAUGGCAGUAAAAUGGUCAAGAAGACGACUUUGAAGAAAAGGGUUUCUGCAGCUUCUAGCAGAGGUCGUAAAAGGAGUGGCUCUAGAGUUUCAAAGAAGCCGAAGAGAAAGAGAAGAAGAAAGAGUGGAGGAUCAAGGAGGAAAGUAAAGUGUGAUGAUGAUGAUGCAGACGAUUUAUUUGACAAUGGCUCCGCCAUCAGAACAAAUGGCAGAAAGAAAUCAGGCCAUAAAAGGAGAAGGGUUCUCCUUGAAGAUGCCAAUUCCGGUUCUGAUUGUGAGACUAGACAAUCUGAUUAUGAGUUUACUAUCUCUGAAGAAGAAAAAGAACAGGUGAGAGAAGCCAUGGAGUUGUGCGGAAAUAUAAGAAGGAACUUGAGGAGAGCUUCUCUUCGAAUGAAAAAUGAAGAGGUUGGAAUACACGAAGAUCUACAUCAGCAACGGAAGCCUCCAGCACAGAAGGGUAAGGAAAAGAUAGAGGAACCUCAAGGAAGAAAGGGUAAGGAAAAAGUCGAGGAGUUAAAAAUUGAGGCGACAAAGCAGGUCUGUGGAAUUUGUCUGUCUGAGGAAAAUAAAAGAAGAGUAAGGGGAAUACUAAACAGCUGCACUCACUAUUUUUGCUUUGCUUGCAUUAUGGAGUGGUCAAAGGUUGAAUCUCGCUGCCCUCUGUGUAAGCAAAGAUUCAAAACAAUCAGUAAGCCCGUACGAUCAACAACAGCGCAAGAAGCAGUGAUACAAGUGCCCGAGCGUGAUCAGGUUUAUCAGCCAACUGAAGAAGAACUCAGGAGUUACAUUGAUCCGUACGAGUCCGUUAUAUGUUCAGAGUGCAAUCUAGGUGGAGAUGAUGGCCUCAUGCUACUCUGUGAUAUAUGUGAUUCUCCGGCACACACUUAUUGUGUUGGUUUGGGAAGAGAAGUACCUGAAGGUAAUUGGUACUGUGAUGGUUGUAGACCAGUUGCUUUGGCAUCUUUAAACUCCCAAGCUCAAGAACGUUCUGCUGAUAUAAGAGAUACUACCCAAAGUCAGCCUUCCAGACCAUCACCUGUUCAUAUACGAGAAAGUAUAGACCUGAACUUGAUGUCAUCAUCACCGUAUACAUCUUUUGGUCAAGGGUUUGGGCAUCUUUCAUCCUUUAGAUUUUCAGGCAGAAGUGCCGAAGGAGGUUCGCCGAUGUCUGGUGGUGGGGCACCAACUGUAUCAGAGAGACGACGGAUACACCGUCAAAUUCAGCAGCUACGAUCAAUGGAUAGAAUGACUUCUACAACCGGCAGAAUUAAUGGUGUUUCAGCUACCAGUACGAUAAGUAACUUGCAUAGCUCGGAAAUCGAUCAAAGUAGGGAACCGACUUCUCAAUAUACAAUGACACAGGAUGUAGGAACAUCCUAUCACACAUUUUUUGAGGAGAGAUUAAGCAACAACGUCUCUCCAUUAAUGCAGAAUGGAGAUCAUUUCUCCACAAGAAUAAACAAUUCAAGAAGGUCAUUACUUCCGGAUUCAACCAUGUUUUCCAACGCGACUAUGAAUGCGGUUAUAUGGCCUGGAUUUUCGGGGACACGCACGUUAUCAGAUAUUGAACCAAUCCACCCGUUCAGCAGCAGAUCAAACAUUGUCACCGAGCGUAGUAGUAUUCCUCCGACUAUCAUAGAAGAAGAUAAUUUGCACAUUGUAAAGGAGCAGUUGCAGUCGAUGGUUAAAAGCCAUCUCAAGAGAUUGUCUCAAGAUACCGAUUUAGAUUAUAGUACAUUCAAAGACAUUGCAAGGAGUUCUACGCAUACAAUACUCGCUGCUUGUGGACUCGAGCACAAGACAAGCGAGGUUUGUACGGCGCCUCCACCAUCCGUAUGUCCCCAUGUUGAAUUAAUUGCUGGCGGACAAACGAGUAUGAUUAAAGGCUGCUGCUCCUCUUGUUUUGAUUCUUUUGUAGGCAAUGUGGUUAAAAGGAUUUUGGACACAAGAAUGUCUUCACAGUGGUUAAGAUUAGGAAUUUAG